Messenger RNA from Sphenostylis stenocarpa, 684 nucleotides. NCBI's taxonomy places the organism in Eukaryota, Viridiplantae, Streptophyta, Magnoliopsida, Fabales, Fabaceae. The record is from the annotation of a GenBank genome assembly.
AUGGCACCUUCCUUGGAUGCAAGGCAAGACGUGGUGAUUGUGGAGGUUCCAAGGUUGGGAAAAGAGGCUGCAACAAAGGCAAUAAAAGAAUGGGGUCAACCCAAGUCAAAGAUCACCCAUCUCAUAUUUUGCACAACUAGUGGUGUGGACAUGCCUGGUGCUGAUUAUCAGCUCACAAAGCUACUGGGACUUUGUCCCUCAGUCAAGCGUUACAUGAUGUACCAACAAGGAUGUUUUGCUGGUGGCACCGUGCUUCGUUUGGCCAAAGACUUGGCUGAAAACAACAAGGGUGCUCGUGUGCUUGUGGUUUGUUCAGAGAUCACUACAGUCACAUUCCGUGGCCCAAGUGACACCCAUCUUGAUGGCCUUGUGGGUCAAGCCUUGUUUGGAGAUGGUGCAGCUGCAGUCGUCGUUGCAUCAGACCCUUUGCCUGUUGAAAACCCUUUGUUUCACCUUGUCUGGACUGCCCAAACAAUCCUUCCAGACAGUGAAGGGGCCAUUGAUGGCCACCUUCGCCAAGUUGGACUCACUUUCCAUCUCCUCAAGGAUGUUCCCGGACUCAUCUCAAAGAACAUCGAGAAGGCCUUGCUUGAAGCCUUCCAACCCUUGGGAAUCUCUGAUUACUACUCUAUCUUCUGGAUUGCACACCCUGGUGGACCAGCAAUUCUAGACCAAGUUAUAUAG